CUUGCAUUUUUUGUAAUUAGAGUGACACACAAAGAAAAAAAAUGGGAGGAUGGUUCUCUUCCCAACCACUUACUGAAUCUGAAAAUUCUCGUGUUAAGAUAAUCCACUCAUUAGCAAGAUGGCAACUCGAUUUCAAUGAAUUCAAAGAAUCUCAAACCCUUGUUGUGAUUGAUUUCAGUGCUACGUGGUGUGGACCUUGUAGAUUUAUGGAACCUAUUUUGGACGCCAUGUCUAAUGAGUACACUGAUGUUGAAUUCAUCAAGAUUGAUGUUGACGAAUUAUCUGAUGUGGCGAAGGAUUUGAAUGUGCAGGCUAUGCCGACGUUUGUGCUUUUGAAGAAAGGGAAAGAGGUUGAUAGGGUUAUUGGAGCUAAGAAAGAUGAACUUCAAAACAAGAUUAGAGAGCAUAGAGCUUAAUUAUGUAUUUAUGAUAAAGUAAAAACUGAGUAUGAUGAUGAUGAUGAUGAUGAUGAUGAUGAUGAAUAAUUUGUUGGGUCAAUAGUGUUUAAUUGCUAUGGCCUAUGGGUGUAAAAUAUGAGAACUUUACCCAAUUAGGACCACGCUGAACUUGUAGAAACUUUUAAAAACAAUUUAGCUUAUUAUAUUUAUUUAAAGAAA
Messenger RNA from Trifolium pratense (red clover), 617 nucleotides. RefSeq names its product thioredoxin H2-like. Bases 42 to 416 code for a protein of 124 amino acids. Lineage: Eukaryota; Viridiplantae; Streptophyta; Magnoliopsida; Fabales; Fabaceae. The record is from RefSeq and is a predicted model, not a curated record. The transcript is spliced from 3 exons. Gene Ontology annotation, molecular function: protein-disulfide reductase activity.